UUUACUUUUUAAAAUACAGCUACUAGAAAAUGUUGUUAAAUUACAUAUCUGGUUUAUAUUAUAUUUCUGUUAAACAGGACAGAUUUUGAUUACAUAAUGCUAAGACUCUGCAUGGAUUGGCACCACCUUGUUGUUAGAGAACUCCAGAUCAUACCUGUUCAUCCAGAGAUAGGGUCCUUCAUGACCUCAAAGUCCUACACAGGAUGCCCAAGCCUUAAAGGGCUUCCUAAUCCCCAGCUGCUGCUCAGGCUGUUUCUCACCACCCUCCACCCCCAUCCCCCUCUUCAGUCAAAAUGUACCUCAGAACCUGGUUCUUGCUCUGACAAUUUGACAAUUGAUUCCUGAUGCCCUUGGUGCUUGGUUCCUGUUCUCAGCCCAUCUGUCUACUGGGAGCUUGGUUCCUAUGUAUAUCCUGCCCAGGGUGCAGUCUUGACCCAGCUCUGCUUUGUUGUCAUUGAAUCCACAUUCAUAAAAUAUUUUAUAUAUUAGAGGACAGUAGUUUGUUAACUAAAUCUAGGCUCUAAAUAAUUUGGAUAUGAAUUAGCUACUUCCCAUGAUGUAACCCUCAACAUCGUCUUUUGUCUCCAACCUACCUCAGCUUUGGUAUUAUCUUGUUCAACUAAUCUAGGUACAUAUACCCUGAGCCCUGAAUCUUUUCAUGAAGCUGUCUUCAAAUGUUGAUUUUCUUUCCCUAGGAGAUUCCCUUACCAAGUCCCAAUGCCAGUAUUCUGGUAAUCCUGACAGUGCUGUUCUAAGUGUAAAUGAUCAGAUUGACUCUGCCACAUGAGUUAAAAGUUUUGUUACUGUGAAUCAGCACACCAGAGUCUCACUACUCACUUAAGGAUGAUUUGAUAAAACUGGCUGAAAGUACAAAGCUCAAGACCAUGGAUUUCAUGGUGGCCCAGGAGGAGCAGGAGUCACAUCAAGCCCACCCAUAAACAUUGUUUCACUCAUUCAUCUUUCCCUUUCAUAUUAAGAACCUGAUGCUGAGAGCCAAGCCUCCCAAAGGCCAAGGGGCUGAGCGUCAUCUGGAAAGAAUCCGACGCAGCCAUCAGAAGCAUCAUGCUAUUUUGGCUUCAGUUAAGUCAAACGAGCGGGAUCGCUUGAAAGCUGAGUGGGACCAGCACAAUGACCGCAAGUUUGUGGACAGUCUUGUGAAAGCAAGAGUCAAGGAUGCCAUGCAAGGGUUUAGCAUCAAUACUGAAGAAAGACGAAAUAAGUUACGUGAACUUUUAGCAUCAGAAGAAAAUGAAUAUUUUAUUGAAAUGCAAUUGCAAGAAGAAACAAUUGAGGAGAAAAAAGAUAGAAUGAGAGAUAAAAUCAGAUUAUUAAGAGAGAAGAAAGAAAAAGAGAGACAGGAUUUUGUGGCUGAAAAGCUAGACCAGCAAUUCAGGGAACGCUGUGAGGAGCUCCGUGUUGAGUUGUGCUGUAUCCAUCAGAAGGCAGUGAGCAAGGAGCGGAAAGCACAGAUAGCAUUUAAUGAGGAGCUGAAAAGGCAGAAGCUGGUGGAAGAGCAGAUGUUCUCAAAGCUCUGGGAGGAAGACCGACUGGCCAAAGAGAAGCGAGAAGCCGAAGAGGCGAGGAGACAGAGAGAGCUGGUGGAGAACACACGGCUGGGGCUGAAUGCCCAGAUCACCAGCAUCCAGGCACAAAGGCAGGCAGCGCGGCGGCUGAAGGAGGAGGAGGCGCGCCUUGUGGAAAAUGACAAAGCACAGGUGAAACUUGAGAAUGAACAGGAUAAACUAAAGAAACAGAAGACAAAACAGGAAGUAAGGGCUGCUUUGCAAAAAGCUCUCCAAGAGAAGAUGGAGAAUAUUCAGCACGAAUACAGAGAAGAUCAGGACUUGAACAUGAAGCUCAUGCAAAGCGCCCUUCAAAACUUACAGGAAGAGGCUGAUAAAAAGAAGCAAAAAAGAGAAUAUAUGAUAAGAGAACAGAAGAUAUAUCAUCAGUACUUGGCACAACGGCAUGAGGAAGAAAAAGCUCAAGAGAAAGAACUGGACAGAAUGUUAGAGAAAGAGAAGGAAAAGAAGUUUGCUGAGAAGGACAAGAAGCUGAGGCUUGAAAAGGAAGCAAGAAAACAACUUUUGAAUGAGGUCAUGUGUACAAGAAAACUGCAAGUUCAAGAAAAGUUGCAACGAAAAGCAAAAGAACAGGAAGAACGUGCUAUGGAACAGGAACGCAUAAAUGAAGGUCUUAAAGAGCUUAACCGUGAAGAGAGGGAGGAUUUUACAAGACGCUCCAGUUUAGCCCAGGAGUACAGGAAGCAACUUCAGAUGCAAAUGUGCUCCCAACAGCAGGCCCGUGAAGCAGCGAAAGAGGAGGAACGCCGAGAGUUUGAAGCAGGGAUGACAGCAGAGAAGAAUUUCCAGGACAAGAUUCAGGAGAUCCUGUCCACCCAUCAAGUGCUGCCCCAAAAUAUUCAUCCCAUGCGGAGAGCAUGCCCUAAUCUUCCACCAUAGUUUCACAAACAUCAACCUAGUUUUACUCAGUCUUUUACUAUUUUAAACUAUAGCAUGCUUGUAUAUCCCUUUUAACUCAUGGAUAAACUGUUCUUUUAUACUCUGAGUUUGCAUAAUUAUAUGCCAUAAAAUUUUCUUCUUACAAAUUAAAAUGUUCCUUUUUGAGAUUUCAUAGACUGACAAAUCUGAAUGGUCUACUUCCUAUCACAUAGUAAUUUUCCUUAUUUAUCUCCAUGCCUCCCUUUCUUGUUCAUUUAUUAAUAGCUUCACUUUCUUCCAUCCAUCUGCCAAUAUGCCCAUUUCCUCUUGCCUCCUUUCUCUUCUCUCUCACAGACAUAAUUCACAAUAUUAGCAGGGCAUUUUUGCAGGCAGAGCUGGGACUAUCAGCCACUUUCAUUAACCCACUUAUUCAGUCAUUAAACAAAUGUUUACUGAGUGCCUUUCAUGUGCCAGCACCAUUCUGGAUCCUGAGACUUCAGCAAGAACAAAGCAAACCCCUUGCUGUCAUGGAGAUUACAU
Kogia breviceps (pygmy sperm whale) is the source of this 2981-nucleotide messenger RNA. The record is from RefSeq and is a predicted model, not a curated record. Lineage: Eukaryota; Metazoa; Chordata; Mammalia; Artiodactyla; Physeteridae.